This is a messenger RNA of Paraglomus occultum, 753 nucleotides long. The record is from the annotation of a GenBank genome assembly. NCBI's taxonomy places the organism in Eukaryota, Fungi, Glomeromycota, Glomeromycetes, Paraglomerales, Paraglomeraceae.
AUGGCCAAUAUUCCUAGCUCAACUUUUGCUUAUGGUUCAACGGGCCAAGCAAGGAGUAAUAACACGCAGAUGUCUGUCGAUUCAGAAAAGCGGAAAUCAAAAUUACGGCGGAAAAUGGCCGAAUAUGACGCUAAGAGCGAAUACGAAGGGUCGAAGGACCACUUGAGAUUGCUCAUGGAUCAAUACGGAACGAAAUCGAAGGUAGUCGAAGAUAUAAACCGAGAAUCUACUGAACUCCAGAACAAAAUAAUGGAUCUUAUGCGUAAGGCACAAAUGAGGGGAAAGCCCUUCAAUGUGGCUGCUUCUCAAACCUUCACCCAAACCGCCGAGCCCUGUCCCACUCCAUCAACGCCACAAACAUCUUCAUCGACAUUGGACGCAGCGCCAUCGAAACCAUCCGACUUCUCACUGACGCGUACUUUCUUUUGGCUGCUCUGGUUACCUUUUCAAAUCGCAUUUGGUAUUUUGAGAACGGUGUACAGGAAUCUGAACUGGGGAACAGUACUAUUGACUGUUGCAAUGAUGGAGUUAACAAUUGUUGGAAUUAUUUGGGGCAUUCGUCGUUCGCACCACAACUAUCUUUAUGUGGAGCCAUACGAGGCAGAAAUCCAUGGUACAUUUGGAGUUGAAUCAUCAUCUUCAUUUGAUAUGAUCAUGAGCGUUAUCUCCGUGAUAAGAGAUUUCUUUGCCGAGGUUAUGAACGGAGGGCGAGGUUUCGGAAGCCCAGAAUACGUUGGAUAUGUGCCCAUAUGA